Cyprinodon variegatus (sheepshead minnow) is the source of this 3521-nucleotide messenger RNA. RefSeq names its product zinc finger, CCHC domain containing 14 (gene zcchc14). NCBI's taxonomy places the organism in Eukaryota, Metazoa, Chordata, Actinopteri, Cyprinodontiformes, Cyprinodontidae. Bases 645 to 1925 code for a protein of 426 amino acids. Gene Ontology annotation, molecular function: phosphatidylinositol binding. The transcript has 8 exons. The record is from RefSeq and is a predicted model, not a curated record.
AUAAUGCUCUCCACAGCUGUUUUUUUUUUUUUUUCUCCUCUCUUUCUGAAGUAAUGGCAGCAUUCAGGCAGGAUUAAACUUCUACUUUGCGAACGGCUGACAAAGACUGAACUAUUUAAACGGUGGGAGCUCUUUGCACAACAGUGUCUGGUGAGGUAAUGUCUCUGAAAUGUCUAAAUGCCAUUCCCAGCUGCAGAGCGCUGUAGCCCCGGGCUGCUCCGGGUUUGUCUUAAAGCUUUGUCUAACUUGAAAUUGCUUACUGGGACCAUGAGGACGCCCGACCCCGAAGUCUCUGCACAGUUCUGCGUCUCCUUAAAUGAGACCAAGUGUUUGAAAGUUGGUGUUUCUGCAGCAACAGUGUGAGGAAGUGUGAGGUCCGAGCGGCGGAGGGGGGCUCGGUGGAGAGACAAAAACCCGUCCGGACCGGCCGCCAGGCUUCAGGAGAACCGACCGGAUUAUUGUGGAAGAGAUCAGAAAACAAAGGAAACGUUUGUUCUUCUUUCAUUUUCCUCACCGUGGGAACAAAGAGUGACAGGGGGGAAAAGUUUGGAGAAAAGUUACAAAGAUUUUUUUACGCACGCGCUCGGUGCCUUUGAUGUGAGCGCCGACAGGUUAAUCUGAUCCCGGUGGUUCCAGGUGUGAGGAUGGUGGAGAGCCGGAGCUGCGUCCAGAGAGAGGGGGUGUACCGCUGGUUCUCCACCCUCACCUCCGCCCACAGAGCGGAGUUCCUCUGCGGCCUCCUGGACCUCUGCGUCCCCAUCGAGCUUCGCUUCCUCGGCUCCUGCCUGGAGGACCUGGCCCGCAAGGAUUACCACUCUCUGCGGGAUGCGGAGAUCAAAGCCAACAACCCCGCAGACCUCUCGGGCCUCACCAACAUCACGGAUGAGGUGGUUCGCAGCAAACUCCUGGUCUCCCUGGCUCUGCUGGGCACUGAUAACCGGGAGGCUGCGGGGGUCCUGUACCGGACCCUGACCCACAUCGACACGGUGAUCAAUAACUAUGGGCUGGCACUGAACGACGGCAGGACUGAGGAGCAGUUCCUGCUGCUGUUCACCAUGGCCUCCAACCACCCGGCCUUCAACUUCCACCAGAAACAGGUGCUGAGGCAGCAGCUGGACCACAUCCAGGACAUCCUCCAGGUAACCAGAGGAGAAGCUGCAGCAGAGCCCAGUAGUGAUGGAGCUGCUGUUUGUUCUGCUCAGCCUCAUCCCCCCUAUCACCAUCAGACCAUCUCCAUGCAGCAGGCCUCACUGCCUCCAUCUCCCUCCACCCUGACCAAUACCAGCGCCACCUACCUGCCAACAUGCUGCUGGCAUAAGAACCCACAGUCUCAGAAACAGACGACAGAUUCCCCAGCAGGGUCAGGACUAGCCUCUGGUGCAGCAUUAGGUCACGAGGAUCAAGCGGCCCACCAGGAGCUCCCGUCUCUCUGCCCAGAACUCCGUUCUACUCCACCAGCUCAUCAGCAAACCCAGGAUACCUCAACAAGCAACCACCAGGAGAAAGUGGGAAAGGCUGUGAUUGAACGGGUGCUGCUAAGGAGGGUGAUGCACAAGUCAGAAAAUGGCAGCGAAUACGUGUUUGAGGUGGGCUGGUCCGACGCUUUCACAUAUUCAGUUGUCAGGACUCAAAAGGAAGUGGCAGAAUUAUUAUCCCAGCUUUCACAGGUUUUUCCUGAAGAUGGUCUGGAGAAGUUCCUUCCUCAGUCCCUAGAGGUCGACACCAAGUGUCUGACUGCUUUACCCAGUCAUGUCCUGAAACACCCCACUGUCCAGCUGUUCUUCAACUCCAGCAGGCCUCGGUCACCCAACUCUCCCUCCUCUCCCCCUUCCGCCAGAAUACCUCCAUGUUCCUCUUCACCCAGCAGUCCCACCUGCACGCUCACUUCCAGUUCCAGUAAGUUCUACCUUCCUUCAUUCCACUAAAGAUAAAGAUUAACUAAAAUCUAUUAAACCUGGACGUAUUUGAUCAAAUAUGAGAGAUCUAUGAAAAGCUUCAGAGAAGGAAGGAGACACAGGUCUCCUGCUGGUGCCGAGGUGUUUGAGAUGAGAAGAGCGGUAGUGUAAAAGAGGAGGCAAUCAGUUGGUCGUAGAGAAGAGGUGAGACGGCACUCUGUGAUUAUUGAGGUGUUGGUCUAUUUUGGUCUGGUGUGGGAAUUCACUGCGGCAUGUUUGUGUUGGGAAGCCCAGAGUGUGGUGACCUCAUAGUGGUGUGUGUGUUUGUGUGUUCAAUGUGUAAAUGUGACUUCAUCUAAGAGUGUAUUUAUAGCUGCCGUUGCAGCAUGUGUCUCUCAGUGUGGCUCUUACUCUACGUUUAUGCCUCUGAAUCGUUCCAAAUUCUCAGUAGCAGCAUUGUGAGAAUGUCCAGCUUAAUGGUGAAGUGCUCCCUCCAUACACACUCUUGCCCAAAAUGUGUGACCGUCCACCAUGUGCACACUAGACUAGAUGAACGGCUCUUUUACGCUGCAUAUUCUUGCUGGUAGACAUUUAAGAGAAUUAAAGAUUCCUGAAGGAUUCUAGUGUCAGAGUUCAGAAGAUUAUGUUUCUUUUGGGAAUACUUUGUAGAGGUGGAAAGAAACAUGCUUGUAUUGUUCAGUGCAGCAGAUUAAUCCAUUAUUUAAAUAAUCAUCAACUAAUUAGAGCUGUAGUUCUACCAGAAUUGUGAACAAAUAUAUAAACAUUUUGCAUUUAAGAUCAAACUUCUGCUCGUCAAUAUGGUCUUUCCAGAACUCUUCAAUUGGAAAAGUUUUAGUUUCACCUGCUUAAACGAUGUAAAAUAUCUUCUUUAAGAAUCCUAUUUCUAUCCGUUUGAUAAACGAUUAAUUGAAAAAGUGAUACACAAAUGAAUCAAUUAGCAAAAGGAAUGUUAGUUGCAGCCCCAGUUAGGUUAUUUAAGUUUGUACAAGUCAAAGGAAAAGCUUAUAUAUUUUUAAUUAAUUACAGAGUGAUAUAUUUUAGCUUGUGUUUUAUAUUUUUACUUCUAAUAGAAAAUAUAAACAAACAAUAAAAAAAGCAUUUGAAGCAAAAAUUAUUAUGCAUGAUUUGUGAUUUAUUUUUAGAUCAGAUCUAAGAGUCAACAUGAGAGACUAAAAACAUGAGAGCGUCUAAGUCAGCAUUUGAAAAUCCAUCAGUUUUACCCUGAUCAUUUAGUUUUAGUAGUAGGCACAUUAUUAUUGAUCAGCUUUGUCUUGUAAGGGGAAAAAGACACAAGAGUAUGUAUGACACUGAACAGAUUUCUCACAGUGUUGUCUGUUUUGUUUCUCUGUGUUACAGAUACCGACUGCAUGGUGCAGUACAGAGGAUCUAACAGGGUGGUGUACAGGGUGGCCAGCGUCCAGCCCGUGGUCAGCACCCACAGCCCCGUCUUGACUCGUUCCCCUCCUCACCUUUCCUCCCUCCUGUCUCCCGCUGUUCCUCCUCCUCAGCACACUCUGCUGCUUCCCUCUAUGCAUUCCCUCCCCUCGAAGUGCUCUGCAGCCGCUGGAGGCGAUGCAUCCUCCCUGCUGCAUCACAGUCAGCCUC